AUCUUAAUGGAGGAGAUUUCGAAAUUCUAUCCUUUUAUUUUCACAAAAUAAAUUCUUCAACUCAUUCUUCAUGUAGUUGAAAAUUUUGGCUCUUUACUAGUUUAGUACUUGAUUUAUUCAAUAUGUUUUGCCCAAAAACCAAAUAAGGAGUUUAGGAAACAAAUCAGAAGAUUUAUGGCAUUGUACAACAAAUCACGAAGAGAUGUAUCAAGCCAUCAAAGAUUCUCAUUAAAAUCAACUGCAUCCACUCCCCUCCCACAUUAAUGAAGGCAGCAUCAAAAUGACUGGCGGAGCAGAUUCCCUCCAUCAAACCCCGGAGCUCCUCGGCGAGAAGCCGCUUAACAUGACCCGGCGGCCUCGGGGGAGGCCCGCGGGGUCCAAGAACAAGCCGAAGCCCCCCAUCAUCAUCACCCGGGACAGCGCCAACGCGCUCAAGGCCCACGCCAUGGAGCUCGUCUCCGGCUGCGACAUCGCCGAGAAUCUAAUCGGCUUCGCGCGCCGAAAGCAGCGCGGCGUCUGCGUCCUCAGCGCUACGGGCUUCGUCACCAACAUCACCCUGCGCCAGCCCUCCUCCUCGGGCUCCAUCGUCACGCUCCACGGCCGCUUCGAGAUCCUCUCGCUACUCGGCUCCGUGCUGCCCCCGCCCGCCCCCGCCGGUGCGGCCGGGCUGGCCGUGUACCUUGCCGGGGCGCAGGGGCAGGUUGUCGGGGGGAGCGUGGUCGGCGCGCUCAUUGCAUCGGGCCCUGUUGUCAUCAUGGCGGCCACGUUCAUGAAUGCUACUUUUGAUCGGCUGCCGUUGGACGACGGCGAGGAGGUGGUGGCGGGCGGUGGCCAGCAUUAUCAGAAUAACAGACAGCAGCGCCACCACGUGGAUGAUGUGUAUGGGAUUCCGCAGAAUCUGCUCACUAAUGGAGCUUUGCCUUCCGACGGAUAUGGGUGGGGACAGGGACAGGGACAGGGACAGGGUCGGGCCGGGUCGAAACCGUGAUUGGAUUUCUUGAUUUAAGGAUGUGAUGUUUAUUUUCUGUAUGUGGUGGUGAUGUUGUACUUGUAUGCUAUAACUUCAUUCUUCAUUUCUAUUACUAUUAAUUGCAUCUCUUUUGUUUUCUA
Molecule: messenger RNA, 1110 nt
Organism: Salvia splendens (bonfire salvia)
Lineage: Eukaryota; Viridiplantae; Streptophyta; Magnoliopsida; Lamiales; Lamiaceae
Product: AT-hook motif nuclear-localized protein 16
Exons: 2
Coding region: 281-988 (235 amino acids)
Biological process (GO): vegetative to reproductive phase transition of meristem
Cellular component (GO): nucleus
Molecular function (GO): minor groove of adenine-thymine-rich DNA binding; DNA-binding transcription factor activity
Source: RefSeq, a predicted model, not a curated record